UAUCACAUAGUUUGGGAGAUAAUAAAUGCCAUUUGUACGUGCGUUGUUUCGAAUGGUUCUACUGAAGUGUGCUGACUUCCAUUUUAAAAGUUAAGUUCACUUGGAUAACCCCAACGAUGGAGCACCUGUCUAUAUUCGUAGGUCAGAUGUCUUUGGCAGAUGAAAGCAGAGCAGAGAGCAGAAUCUCAUCCGAAUAUACUAAUAUUCGUGCUUGUUCUUCUAACAUCAAGAAAGAUUUGGGCCUUACGACGGAAACUGGGGCGUUAAAGGACAAUGUGAAAAAAAACCGGUACAAAGACAUUUUACCAUAUGAUCAAACCCGUGUGCCCCUAACUCUAUUGACCAGGGAGAAUGAUUCAGACUAUAUCAACGCCAGCUUCAUUAAGGGUGCAACAAAGACCAGAAAAUACAUAGCAACCCAAGGCCCUCUGAGCAACACUUUGGUGGACUUCUGGCGAAUGAUUUGGCAGUAUGAUGUAAAGGUCAUCAUUAUGGCUUGCAGAGAAUUUGAAAAUGGAAAGAAAAAGUGUGAGUGCUACUGGACAACUUUCAAAGAAACAGCGCCUUUUGGUCCCUUUAUAGUCUCAAAUAAUGAGGAAUCCAGCCCAAAUGAGGAAGUAGUUGCUCGGACUCUGACAGUGCAGUAUCAUGAUGAAACACGGACCAUCUCUCAAUACCAAUACACAGCUUGGCCAGAUCAUGACAUUCCAUACAAAGCUGAUGGUGUUUUAGGAAUGAUGGAUAUGGCCCGGAAAACCCAGGGAAACAACACAAGUCCCAUUCUCAUCCACUGCAGUGCUGGUUGUGGAAGAACGGGGGUGAUUUGUGUCCUCGAUUAUGUCCAUGAGCUUCUCGUGACAAAGCAAAUCAAAGAACAUUUUAGUAUCCAGGACAUUGUAAUAGAACUGAGGAGACAGAGGCCAUCAGCUGUUCAGACAAAGGAGCAGUAUCAGUUUUUGUUUUCUGCCGUGGCUUACAUGUUUGAGAAGGCUUUACAUGAGAACAAUUACCAGAAUCUGACCGAGAGUAAUAAACCUCUCUGUGGUGACGUUGGGUCUGAGAAGACAUAUACGAGGGAUUCUAGUUUGCAGCCUAAGGAGCCAAAACAUCUCCAACGGAAGAUGAAUGACACCUAUGCUGUUGUCAACAAGUCCAAACAGCUCCCACCACCAGAGUCUUCCGUCACUCCACUCAGCACUCUCCAUCACUAUGACAACGCAGAACUGGGCACAUCCAAAUGUCCUGUCGGUGCUGUCUAUAGCUCAGUCAAGCCCAAGACCAGGUGUCCUCCAGCCAACCUGCCUCCAGCUGCCUCAAGCGUAUAUGACACAGCGAGACCAUCCAAUCACAUGCUUGAAAAGGCCUUGUCGACUGUCUCAGACGAUGAUUAUGAAUAUGUCUUGGGUCCUAACAUAGACGAGACCAACACCUCUACUCCUGGUGGAAUGGGGUUCAACUGUCGCAUUAAAAAACCCAAGGGCCCUCGGGACCCCCCAGCGGAGUGGAGUCGUGUGGAGAGAUGAUACAGCAGCCAGGCCUGGCAACACUUUAAUCAUCCACUUCAUAAGCAAUGGGAAGGGACACUUUAGAAGAUUUAUUCAAACUUGCUUUGUGAUUUGAAAAAGAUCAGUCUUAAUCGCAUCUGAAAGAUUCAGCUGUCUGUAGUUUAUAAAGCAGUGUUUUCCAUUUUAUCUGCUGUGCCGUCUGUUAUUUCCGUUUAUAUAUUUUCCAGAUAUUUUGUACAGUCACUAUUUAUUUGGUGUGGUUUAUAUUGCUGAUGUAAGGAACACUGUGAAAAAAGAAUUCUGGAUGGCAAUUUAAUCCCUUAAAUAUAUUAAUUGGCAGACGUGUCUCAGAUAUAAAAGCUCUUUUGUCAGACACAAAAGAUGUUCUCUGGCCAAAAGGUGUGCUCUGUAGAAGGAGCUUUGCUCUGAAACAAGUUGAAAUGAAAUGUUGCCCUCCAGAAACCCUAUUCACACCUAGUUAGGCUUUUAUUUUAGCAAUAUAAUUUUUAAUAACUGAGUUUGAGCACAGCUCUUUUCAGCAAUCUAUUAUUAAACAAUUGUAAGACCGUUAUUGAAUACUAUUAUCCACUGGUUUAAAUAACAAUACAAUACCAUAAA
Molecule: messenger RNA, 2123 nt
Organism: Esox lucius (northern pike)
Lineage: Eukaryota; Metazoa; Chordata; Actinopteri; Esociformes; Esocidae
Gene: ptpn18
Product: protein tyrosine phosphatase non-receptor type 18
Exons: 15
Coding region: 117-1523 (468 amino acids)
Biological process (GO): peptidyl-tyrosine dephosphorylation
Cellular component (GO): nucleus; cytoplasm
Molecular function (GO): non-membrane spanning protein tyrosine phosphatase activity
Source: RefSeq, a predicted model, not a curated record